CCUGUGUGCACAUGCGCAGGAUCAGAAUCCUGGUAGCGGUACUUGCGGACAGUCUGAUUUACUGUAGCUAAUCCCCAGGGAUUGUGCUGGGAAAGAGCGACUGCGUGGAUACGCAAUAUAGAGGGCAGAGGGUUUUUGGUCAUUUUCAACGAACUGGUUUAGAUAAAGGCUGACUGUAGAUCAAGGAAGCCGGCAGAAUUCAGUUUAGAUAAAUAACCAUCAAGCUAACCACGUUAAUGUUGCAUCGGGAAGCAGGUGGCUAAUGUUAAAUAAGUGUGCCUGCGAAACGAUUUAUUUGUGGAUUUAGGACGGCAUCAUUCUCUUCCAUAAUCUUCCAAACACAAAUUCAACGCCUACAGCUCACUAACCAGAGAGUCGCUAUUUGCAUUUAUUUAGUGUGUCGGGAGUGGUGAGCCUACUAGGCUACAGUAACGUUAUAUGCAGCGGUUGCAGAAAGCAGUUGAUCACCACGCGACAUCUGUGAGCAAGCAAAAGAAAUAAACCUAAAUCCUUGGAAGAAAAUUGAAUGAUUGGAGUCAACCAGUCGCAACGUAAACAAGUUCACGGGCUGCUGCAAAGGAGAUGAACGGGCUGUGGAGGCGUGAUGUCCCCCUGUCGGAGCGGCUGGGGAGCGACUCUCCCGCGGGAAUGGCGCCAGGACCUCCGGCCACCGCGGCCCCCCCGGGCCCCGCGGGGCCCAACAUCUCCUGGCUCCCGGAGGCCCCCCUGGUGACCCCAGAGCCACCCAUCUUCCUCAUGACCACCGCCGCUCAGGCUGUGUCCGGCUUCUUCGUGUGGACUGCCCUGCUGCUCACCUGCCACCAGAUCUACAUGCACCUGAGGUACUACAGCGCCCCGAACGAGCAGAGGCACAUCGUGAGGAUCCUGUUCAUCGUGCCCAUCUACGCCUUCGACUCCUGGCUCAGCCUGCUGUUCUUCACCAAUGAGGAGUACUACGUGUACUUCGACACGGUGCGCGACUGCUACGAGGCGUUUGUGAUCUACAACUUCCUGAGCUUGUGCUACGAGUACCUGGGAGGGGAGAGCUCCAUCAUGUCUGAGAUCAGAGGGAAACCCAUCGAGUCCAGCUGCAUGUACGGGACAUGUUGUCUCUGGGGAAAGACGUACUCCAUCGGUUUCCUCCGUUUCUGUAAACAGGCCACUCUGCAGUUCUGUGUGGUGAAGCCCCUGAUGGCCAUGAUCACAGUCAUUCUGCAGGCGUUCGGAAAGUACAGAGACGGAGACUUCAACGUGGCCAGUGGGUAUCUGUACGUCACCAUCGUGUACAACAUCUCGGUCAGCCUCUCCCUCUACGCGCUCUUCCUCUUCUACUUUGCCACCCGCGAGCUGCUCGUCCCCUACAGCCCCGUGCUCAAGUUCUUCAUGGUCAAGUCCGUCAUCUUCCUCUCCUUCUGGCAAGGCAUGCUGCUGGCCAUCCUGGAGAAGUGCGGGGCCAUCCCCCAGAUCAGCUCGGCCGAAAUGUCUGUGGGCGAGGGCACGGUCGCCGCCGGCUACCAGAACUUCAUCAUCUGCGUGGAGAUGUUCUUCGCCGCCCUGGCCCUCCGCCACGCCUUCACCUACAAGGUGUACAUGGACAAGCGGCUGGACUCCCAGGGGCCUGUUCCCAUCUAUGGACAGUACGGCCGCUGUGCCCCCAUGAAGAGCAUCUCCAGCAGCCUGAAGGAGACCAUGAACCCGGGGGACAUGGUGCAGGACGCCAUCCACAACUUCUCCCCGGCCUACCAGCAGUACACGCAGCAGUCCAGCCUGGAGCAGCGCUCAGGCCCCCCCGUGUCCCGCAGCCACAGCGCCGCCAGCGCCCGCGACAACGAGAAGACCCUGCUGCUCAGCUCCGACGACGAGUUCUGAGCCUCGGCGGGGGGUCGGUGGAGGGUGGGGGGGGGGGGUGUGCCAUGGGCGGGGCUUAUGAAGGGGACACUGCGCCACAGGAAUGCGCAGGCACCGUGGUAACCUGUCUCUGAAAUUAGGACUUAGAUGGGCACAUUACAGGUACAAGCACACUGUGUUUGUGAAAAAGGCUAGAGUCAUCCUACGCACGCACACGCACGCACGCACACACUCUCUCACACACAUGCACCCACAAGAAUGCGCACACACACACGCACACCCAUGUGCGCACACACACAAAAUACACAGAUACACUCAGCAGAGAGACUUAAAGGUAUAACACAUUCACACUCAAACAGGCAGACACACGCACACAUUCAGUAGAGACAGAUAAAAUGUAUAACACAGUCACUCUGUUUAUUUCAUGUCAGUUCUCAUUCCCCUCAUUCAUGAGCUCUUCACCAAAUUGUUGCCAAAUAGUAGAAUAAGGACUCCUCUGUCCCCCUCAGCUUUUUAAGUAUUGUUUAUUAUUGUUAUUAUUUUGUUUAAUUGGGGACAAUUAAUUGGGGUGUCUGAAAGGGUCCUAGAUAUUUGCUGAGAAUUGUUACAUAUUACAUUUGUGUGAAAAAAAGUAAUAGUUUUGCGAUUGAUAUUUGAGCUUGUGGGUGACUUUCCUUCUGAACGAAAUAUGUUAAGUAGUGACGUGUGGAUUUCUUUUGUGCUGUAGAGGGGCAGAGGGAGGGCCUCUGUGACUGACAGCUGCCGGUGGGGCUUAGUUGAGGGGGUGACCAAUUGAGAGACAAGGGCUCUGGGCUUUGGCUAUAGCCUGGAGCAGUCUGGAUUAUAACAGAGUAAUUGGGCCGUUGUGGAUGGCUAUAAGCAGGACAUAAGACACUACAGUGUGGCCCUUAACAGACAAUGUCGGUUAAAUGGCUGUACAAAUAAUGUAGGUUAUAUCUCUUGAGACAUAAGCAGUGAUGGAAUAUGAGCUGUGGUUUUAUGAGAAUCACUAUUAUUUUGUGAUGUGAUGUGUAAUGUGAUGCAGAAGGCUUUUAACUGCAUUCAAACAAAAACUUUUGAAGCCUAUAUGGAAACUACAAGAUAACGUUAGAUGAACGUUUGGUGCCAGUCUUGUCUCUUUGUGUUUUAUCAUAACCGUGCAGACCAUGGUACGCCCCCUGUGCACUGUGUUCAAGGGACGUAAGAGAGAAGCUGUCAGCCACAGAAGUGCCGUCAGCCGUGUGAAUCCACAAGUGCACGUGGUUGUACAUAGCAUGUGCCACUAGGGGGCGACAGAGUGUUUAUUUUUAUCAUUACUAUCCACUUGGCUCCCAGGAUGUUUUUGUGGAGAUAUGACACUCGUACUUGUACACAGAGUCCUCAGGGUCCCAUAGUAAGAUGCGUGUCUGGAUUGUGCCAUAGUUUCCUUCGUUUGGUUUCUUCCCUGUGAAUGACAGUGCUCCUGUCCUGAGAAUCCUGAUCCAGAACCAGUGCCAACACUACAUAGGCCUCUUCAGUACAGGGACAAUAUCACUGCGGUACAGUGGCUGUGAUGUCACCUCAGGAGCUCCACCAAUCACAGAGUAACCACCAAAAGAACAAUGCCGGCAUUGAUUGACAUUGAUCUAUUAGUCACCACCAGCGUUCUUUUGGUUGUUACACUGUGAUUGGUGGAGCUCCUGCGGUGACAUCACAGCUGUCUUACCCCUCUGUCACUGCUGCAGUGAUGCCAGUGGAGGUCUGCAGUGUUUGAGCAGCUAUUGUGAGACAUGGGGCUAAAUAAGCAAUGAGCCUCAGUGUCUGUGGGACCACAUUCCCUUAGCAAAUGAAACACCAAUAAACAGGUUCACACUGUAAGAAACAAUGAACUGAUUUAUUUAGCUUAUGUGACAACAUGGUUCUCUUUAACGUAUCUCCUCCUAUCACAAGGGGUUUUUUUAAAUGAAAGGAAACUGUUUAACUUUGCUCAUCCUCUUAUUCUUAUUAAUUUACCUGAAUUCUGAUGUAUUUUAUUAUUGCGAUAUAUGAAUAUAUUAUUGCUGAAGAUGCAGGUUAUUUGUAAAUAAAUUGUAAAAGGAGGUCCUGUGAAAAUAGCUUUCGUGUUCACCAUGCUGAUGUUGAGCUGAGAAAAAAAGUGCUUAGUUUUGUACUAUUGCUGUCCGUUUAUUUAAUUUUCUGUUUUUAUUUCUUUGCUUUUUGUAUAUGGACUUAAUGCUUUCACAGAUUCUGCUUCUAUUUUUUGUCAUUGUGAUGGUCAGAUUAAUAAAAGAGCAAAUGUGUUUAAAUUA
Molecule: messenger RNA, 4136 nt
Organism: Anguilla anguilla (European eel)
Lineage: Eukaryota; Metazoa; Chordata; Actinopteri; Anguilliformes; Anguillidae
Product: transmembrane protein 184B-like
Exons: 11
Coding region: 583-1869 (428 amino acids)
Biological process (GO): transport
Molecular function (GO): transporter activity
Source: RefSeq, a predicted model, not a curated record